UGCCACGUGAGCCCACCUGAGCCACUGCUCCGUUCUCACCAAGGUCGAAAACUCUGAAGAGGACUAAAUGUAUCCCUGAUGUGGUUUUCCAGUUUCUAUCUAAAACGUCAGAACGGUUACUUGUUAGUCUUCUCAUACCGUUAAUUUUAGUGGUAUGUGUUUGAGAGUUCUGGAAAUGGCGUUAAGUUUGAGUUUUCACAGAGAGCGAUGAACUUGUAAAAAUGGAAUCUGUCAGUUUAUGUUUUUCUUUCCCGACAACUAAUUUUCUGAAGUUGCUUUAGUGAUAGCCUUAUUUCCUCUUUUGGGGGCAUUGGAAGGAUUCUGGACCCUCUGUUUGGAAAUGAGCUAAAGCAACACUGUGGCGUAUGUCCGCUGAGGAGCAUGGCUGCCAUACGGCACCAGGGGAACUUUUAUGUGACACGCACACAAAUUUCUUAAAAAAAAAAAAAAAGACUGCAAUUUGCAUCUUUGCUUUUAUAUUUCCUUUUUUUUUGGUGCAUGUCUUCGUAUCUUCUCUCUCUUGCUUGUUUGACUUUCUGGCAUUCAUUCAAAUUCUUGAUAAGUUACCGUAGUUUUUAGAACUUUUUUUUCACACCGUGUUUUGUGUAAGUUGGUGACUAGGGUGCAGAGAUGUUUAGGACAAGCUGAUCUCACUGGUGGAAACUAUGUCGAAGAUGAGAAUGAGAAUCAGCCUUGUGAUGGCCAUGAAAAAUGAGGCCGCCUCUGCUGUGGGAGCAGCCUGGUCCUCACGUGCUUUUGUGCUGCCUGGGUUCGACAGCAGGUAGCGGGGCCUGUCAGCAAAAACUCCCCUCCAGCCAAACUGUGCACCGGGCAUUUGACCAGGAGCCACCCCUGGGAUCUAGCAUGAGGCUCAUGUUUGCUGCAUGGACGCUCUCAAGAUCUGGAUUCUGGCUUCUCAGCGUUCUUGGUAAUAACUGCCUGACCUGUAUCUUCCAGAUAAUCGUUAUGUACCUUCAGGUGUUAGAGUGUGAGCGUAACCAGCACCUGGUCCAGACCUCAUGGGUAGCCUCUGAGGGUAAGUGACUAAGACUUCUCCUCUACUGUCCAAGCGCUUUGGUGCAGGGACAGCGGCCGUCCUCAGCCAGUCCAGUGCAGGCUCUCCGCCGAAGGCCGGCUCUAGACGGUGGUAUGCUCUCGAUAGUAUAGUGCUGGCCGACUGCUGCUGUGGUUCUCUGCCGGUUGUGCUUCUUGUAAUCCUCUGUCGUGCUUUGGUAAUUGUAUCGAUUAGAGUUAACUGUCUUGACUUGAAUUUUGUCCCUUUAAAACUGCUGUUCUUGUGCAAUAAAGAUGCAGUACCUUUCUCUUAAAAAUUGUUUCUACGGAAAGCCGUAAGAAUUGGCUGAUGGGAAUUCAGACUUCAGAGUGGGAUUAUGUCAUUAUUCCUGGAAGUCCUAAAGUUGCUCUUUUCAGCAGCUGAGUAUUGACACGUUUUAGUAAAAGACUCCUUAUUGAAAUGGGACAAUUUGGAAACGGUUCUUUGAUAAGCCUGAGAAGAGGACUUCCCUUUGGGCAUUGAGUCUUCCUCUGCAUGAUGUUCCCAUGCACCCAAGGGUGUUUUCCCUUUCCAAGUGGACUCCGUCACGGAACGAGAAGGGCCAGACCCUGAGCGCCUCUUCAAGGACAAGGGACACGAGAGGACGGCUUGUCUCCGAAGAGCCCUCGCAGGCUGCCUGCUCAGCCCAUUCAUUUGAGAAUUACAUGAACGACAGCCUUCGCACAGACGUCUUCGUGAGGUUCCAGCCUGAGAGCAUCGCCUGCGCCUGCAUUUAUCUUGCUGCCCGGACACUGGAGAUCCCUUUGCCCAAUCGUCCCCAUUGGUUUCUUUUGUUUGGAGCAACUGAAGAAGAAAUUCAAGAAAUCUGCUUAAAAAUCCUGCAGCUUUAUACCCGGAAAAAGGUUGAUCUGACACACCUUGAAAGCGAAGUGGAGAAGAGAAGGCACGCCAUCGAAGAGGCCAAGGCACAGGCCAAGGGCUUGCUGCCUGCUGGCACCCAGGUCCUGGACAGCACUUCAGGGUUCUCACCUGCCCCCAAGCUGGCAGAAUCCCCCAAAGAAGGUAAAGGAAACAAGCCUUCCCCCCUGUCUGUGAAGAACGCCAAGAGGAAGAUGGAGGGCAUGAAGAAAGCCAAGGCUGACAGCCCGGUGAACGGCUUGCCAAAGGGGCGAGGGAGCCGAAGCCGGAGCGGGAGUCGUGAGCAGAGCUACUCGAGGUCCCCGUCACGAUCUGCUUCUCCUAAGAGGAGGAAAAGUGACAGUGGCUCCACGUCUGGCGGGUCCAAGUCGCAGAGCCGCUCACGGAGCAGGAGUGACUCCCCACCGAGACAGGCGCACAGAGGUGCUCCCUACAAAGGCUCCAAGGUAAGGAGCUAUCGGAAGUCUAAGGACUGCAAGUACCCCGCCCAGAAGCCACACAAGUCCCGGAGCCGGAGCUCCUCUCGCUCUCGAAGCCGCUCACGGGAGCGGCCAGAUAAUUCUGGGAAAUACAAGAAGAAAAGUCAUUACUAUAGAGAUCAGCGAAGGGAGCGUUCUCGGUCUUACGAGCGAACAGGCCAUCGCUACGAGCGGGAUCACCCUGGGCACAGCAGGCAUCGGAGGUGAGGCGUGGGGCUCCCAGAGCGCUGCCCUUUGACCCUUGGUGUGCACACCCCGGUGUGACUGGCCCUGUGGUGAGACUCUUUUUGGAAGCGGCUGUUGACUCUGGACCUUGUGAUGAGUUUGGAGAUGGAAUCCAGAGGCCGGCGAGGUGCCCUUUAGGCCGGCCUGGGCACGGCGCACAGCUGUGCCGGCACAGGGCCCACCUCAGCAGCAGCCCCGUGGCCGCUGGAUGUGGACGUCCUGGUGGUGUGGCUUGGUGCUAACGACAGGCUGUGUCUUUACUCCCGUACCGAUACUGAAUUACGUUAAACCAAGAAAAUGACUAUUAGAAUCUUUGCCUAUAUUAGGUUGUACUUAUGUACAUAUUUUGCAGCGUUUCACAAUGAGAAAAUGGCCUUAAUAGCCCCUUAUUCUCUAUCCACCUUGUAAAUAAACAUGUGUUUAAUACAAGUUAAAGCUAUAUAUGAAAACUCAGAACUUGAAUUCCGUCAGCUUAAAACUUGUGUAGAGAAUUCGGAUUUUUAAAAUGUGAAGGUAUUUAGAUCUGUGUUGAAAGUCGUAUAUUUUUAUCUGUGCGAUGCUGAGUGCAGGCCACCAGCUCCUAAAUAGAGAAGUUUCCUAUAUAUGCAUUUUACGUGGUUAAAUAAACAAUUCUCUCUACUCAGGA
Felis catus (domestic cat) is the source of this 3283-nucleotide messenger RNA. RefSeq names its product cyclin L2 (gene CCNL2). The transcript has 9 exons. The record is from RefSeq and is a predicted model, not a curated record. NCBI's taxonomy places the organism in Eukaryota, Metazoa, Chordata, Mammalia, Carnivora, Felidae. Gene Ontology annotation, biological process: regulation of transcription by RNA polymerase II. Gene Ontology annotation, cellular component: nucleus. Gene Ontology annotation, molecular function: cyclin-dependent protein serine/threonine kinase regulator activity. The coding region runs from base 1561 to 2619 and encodes 352 amino acids.